AUGACUGCUGACAGUGAGUGGCUGUACGGGGGUCCGAUCGAAAAUAAGCCGGCUUUAGAGAUAUCACCACCGAUCAAGAAGCAUCUUCAAACAACCUUCCAUGAAAUAAACUUCAAGUUCACUGAAGUCAAGAACAUUGUCGACGAGAUGGCGACUUCAGGGGUAGUGUUCAAGAUUCCAACCGUUUUCAAAAUGCAGCUCGACAAAGUCAAGGAGGCAGUUGAUGAGCUUCAUAAGGUAUUCGCCAUGGACGUGUACGAGGACAGCACAUCAACAGCUCAUAAAUCGAAUCUCGUCCACGUCACCACCAUUCCGUUUCGCUGCAUUCGUAAGCUCUUUCUCGCGCCCACACCUGAAAAGGAGUACACAUAUAUUACAUCCCUCUUUGCCUUCCGCACCAGCUUCCGAACAUUCUUCACUGACUCGUGCAAAUUUUCCCCCAAACCCAAGCUCCAGAAUACCAUGUCUCGAAGUGAUAAUCCAAGUCUCGGGGAUACGGAUCCCGAAGGCAUCCGCAGCGCAGAGCAAGACGAGGUCCAAAGAGGCAGGGAAAUCUGCGGGGCCCUUAGCAAAGCGGAUUUUGAGCUUCGCAAAGCCGAAGACCUCUACUAUGCCUACAAAGAUUUGGGGCUCUCGUAUUCGACCAUGCAUGCGUCGGAUGUCAAGAAGGAGUUUGAGUUCGCCAAAGAUUAUAUGUAUCUUCUUAUUCAAAAGCUCUUUGGGAAUUCGGAGAGGGGUUGA
Letharia lupina is the source of this 741-nucleotide messenger RNA. RefSeq lists its product as uncharacterized. The coding region runs from base 1 to 741 and encodes 246 amino acids. The record is from RefSeq and is a predicted model, not a curated record. Lineage: Eukaryota; Fungi; Ascomycota; Lecanoromycetes; Lecanorales; Parmeliaceae. The transcript has 4 exons.